Messenger RNA from Peronospora farinosa, 408 nucleotides. NCBI's taxonomy places the organism in Eukaryota, Oomycota, Peronosporomycetes, Peronosporales, Peronosporaceae. The record is from the annotation of a GenBank genome assembly.
AUGUUCAAAUGCAACAGCGCCGGUCAAACAGCUGUUGAUCAUGCAGUACUAUCUGGUACUGUGUCACUUUCCGUUACGAUUUCUUAUCAUACUUAUCUACAUUCGAAUACAGCAGCAAGGUAUUAUCCGCCUGAAGGAACCUAUAACGGCUCGACGCUGAUGGCCCCUCUUCUAGCUUGUUACAGAUUGAACCCAUUGACUUCGGUGGCACCACGCAUCGACAAGUUGACGAAUGAGGCUCCUGGGUUAUGUGCUAGUACUUCGCACCUCUCUGUAUCCACCAAGGGAGCUAUCAUGGUAUCCGUUCAAGGAUGUAUGGUCCUGGCGCUGUUGCUGGAUGAUUAUCCCCACCACCGCGUGUGCUGCUCUCAGAUCAAAGACUGCACAAAUCAUGGGGCCCUGAUAUAA